GUUAUUAGAUAGCUUGUACACCUAUCAUUACGCAGUGUGAGGGUCAAGGAAAAGGACAACGGAAGGGAAGCAGGAAACUUCUGUUCGGACAGCUGAAGUCAACGUCCCAGUCAACUCUUGCAGCCACAUAGGACCACCUUCCAUUUACAACCAUGAUGAAUUCAUUUCAUUGACUCCAUCUCCGAAUUCUCGGAAUUACAAAAAUCCAAGCAAGAAAAUGUCUGGUUUCUUCUUCAGCUUCCUCUUCGUCUUCUUCGUUUUCUUCUCUCCACUCCCAUUCGCAGAAGCAGAUAACUGUUGGCCGGACAGUUGCCGGAGAGGCGGCCCACGGAUCCGAUUUCCGUUCAGAAUUAGGAACAAACAAUCCCCAAACUGCGGGUACGCAGGUUUCGAUGUUUACUGCAACGACAAAGGCGAAACCAUGCUUGAUUUGCCCAUCUCAGUCAACCUCACGGUGAAGAAAAUUCACUACAAAUCUCAACGAAUUGAUCUCUCCGACCCAGAAAAAUGUCUCGGGCAGAAGCUCCAAACCCUCAAUCUGUCCUCGUCUCCCUUCAGAUUCUUCACCGAUUACUUGGAAGAUUACGUCCUGUUCAAUUGUUCCGAGUCUAAAAGAGAUCUUUUAAGGCCCGUUGCUUGUCUUAGGGAUUCCAGAUAUCAGUUCUAUGCCGUUGGGUACGAUUCUUACAUGGAUUCAGUUUCCCUAACAUCUUGCACCAGCUACCAUAAUGUUUCAUCUGUUCCGGACUAUGUAUUUGAUAAAAACGAUGUUCACUUGAACUGGUCUGAGCCGGCGUGCGGCGGCAGCUGUGAAGCUCUGGGGAGAAUAUGCACGCCGCCAAACAACUCGACUGCAAAAUUUCAGUGUGUUGACAAAGGGAAGAGUAACGAAGUUUACAAGAAGAUACGAAUUGCAGGAGCAACAGUAGGAUCUUUCCUCAUGUUGACAACAAUUGCAGCUCUGAUCUUCCUCUGUAUCACGAUCAUCAAAGACCGCGAGAAUCGGAAGAAGAUCGAAGGGUUUCUAGACGACUACAAAGCCCUGAAGCCCACGAGAUUCGGCUACUCCGACAUAAGAAAGAUCACCAAUCAAUUCAGCGAGAAACUCGGCGAAGGCGGCUACGGCAUCGUCUACAAAGGCAAGCUCUCGACCGAGAUAAGCGUGGCCGUGAAAGUCCUCAACAACUCCAAAGAGAACGGGGAGGAGUUCGUGAACGAGGUGAGCACCAUCGGCCGGAUCCACCACGUGAACGUGGUUCGCCUUGUAGGCUUCUGCGCGGAGGGCUUCAGACGAGUCCUCGUCUACGAGUUCCUACCAAACGACUCCCUCGAGAAGUUCAUCUUCCAGGAAGACUCCAAGCGGAGCUCCCUCAGUUGGGAGAAGCUUCUAGAUAUCGCGCUAGGGACGGCCAAAGGCAUCGAGUAUCUCCACCAAGGCUGCGAUCAGCAGAUCCUGCAUUUCGACAUCAAGCCUCACAACAUCUUGCUAGACCAAAACUUCAACCCCAAGGUCUGUGAUUUUGGUCUAGCCAAGCUCUGCUCCAAGGAGCAGAGCGCCGUGACCAUGACGGCCGCUCGGGGCACGAUGGGGUACAUCGCCCCCGAGCUCCUGUCCAGGACGUUCGGGAGGGUGUCGUAUAAGUCGGACGUGUACAGCUUCGGGAUGCUGCUGCUUGAGAUGGUUGGCGGGAGGAAGAAUGUGGAUCUUAAGAUAAAUAAUAGCCAGGUUUAUUUCCCACAGUGGAUAUACAAUCAUUUGAAUCUUGGUGAUGAGUUUUGGGUGCAUAUUGAGGAAGGUGAGCAUCAGAGUGAUAUAGCGAGGAAACUAACUGUUGUUGGGCUGCAUUGUAUUCAGUGGUAUCCAGCAGAUCGACCGUCCAUGAAAGCUGUGGUGCAGAUGCUUGAAGGAGAUGGAUCGGAUCUCGAGAUGCCUCCAAACCCAUUCCCUACUGCAAAUGCCACUAAUUUGGUUGCAGGGAUAAUACCUCAAACACAUUUCCAAAUUGAGUUGCCACUCAUCUUAGAAAACGAGUGAAAGUCAGUAUAUAGGCUGGAAG
This is a messenger RNA of Salvia miltiorrhiza (redroot sage), 2057 nucleotides long. Its product is annotated as rust resistance kinase Lr10-like. Gene Ontology annotation, molecular function: polysaccharide binding; protein kinase activity; ATP binding. Bases 218 to 2035 code for a protein of 605 amino acids. The transcript has 3 exons. The record is from RefSeq and is a predicted model, not a curated record. NCBI's taxonomy places the organism in Eukaryota, Viridiplantae, Streptophyta, Magnoliopsida, Lamiales, Lamiaceae. Gene Ontology annotation, biological process: protein phosphorylation.